GCCAUUUUCAAAAUGGAAGAGUUUCAUAGGGGGCGCACAAAAGAAAUCUGAAAUACAACACCGUGUUUCUGAGCGAAAAAGCAAGAGCUCUCUAAUUAGGGUGCAUUCUCAUAUUGGUUUUAGUCACUAAAAAGACCUAGUGUUAUGUAGGCUAAUUAGGAUUUGAAUGCAAGCGGCCUGUUUUCACAACUCUGUUCGUAAGGACGCCCUCAGUUCAACUUGAUCUGUUACUGCAUCUCAAAACAGGAUUAGAUUCGAGAGGAGGGGCUUUAAAGCAGUGCGCUACACUACUCCUGUUUUUGUGCGGUCUGUUUCAUGCUUGUAAUGCACAACUAGGAAAUGCACAAAUUUCACGAUGCGCCGAUGUGCGCAUCGAAGAUGUUGGGCUGUUGCAGACGGUGUUCUGGCCAGUGAGAAAGACUCCCGCUGUCAUCAUCUGUAACCCCUUUUGAACUGAAGUUAACCCGUGAGGAUGCCACCCCAGAGAGUGUUCGCUCUGCCGAGGCAACAGUCCCUUCUUCUACCGGCGGUGCUCAAUCCGUUUGUGCAGGAACAGAAAUUAACCAAGGCCGACAAAAUUAAAUGUGCACUCCUGGGGCUAGUGCUGCUUCCUCUUCGGUGUCUCCUCCUGACAGUGGUGGUGCUGUUAACAUGGCCUUUGGCUACUUUAGUAACUUUCAAAAUGCCUCUGAAAGGAGCGGUGGAGCCCAUGACUGGAUGGAGAAGGUUUCUGUGUCGGACGGUGAUAGCCUUUCUGGGCCGGAUGUAUUUCUUCAGCCUGGGCUUCCGGGUUGUGGUGAGGGGUAGAAAGGUGAGCAGUGGCGAGGCGCCCAUCUUGGCCGUGGCGCCCCACUCCAGCUUCUUCGAUGCCAUCGUGUGCAUCAUCGCCGGCCUCCCUUCUACAGUGUCCCGUUCAGAGACCAUAUCCACGCCAAUUUUUGGCAGGUUUCUGCGCUGUCUGCAACCUGUGCUGGUCUCUCGAAAAGAUCCAGACUCGCGUAAGAACACGAUCAAAGAGAUUGAGAGCAGGUCCACAUCAGGAGGAGUCUGGCCACAGGUUUUGAUCUUCCCUGAGGGCACAUGUACCAAUCGAUCCUGUCUUAUCACAUUCAAACAAGGUGCCUUUAUCCCUGGUGUCCCAGUGCAACCUGUGGUCCUCAGAUACCCCAAUAAGCUGGAUAAUGUGACUUGGACAUGGCAAGGCCCAACGUCGGGGACUUUGCUCCUUCUCACCCUGUGUCAGCUCUACACAACCGUUGAGAUUGAGUUCCUGCCCCCUCAAACCCCCACCGAGGCCGAGAAGAAAAGCCCCACUCUUUUUGCACAGAAAGUGCGAGGAGUCAUGGCAGAAGCCCUGGGGAUCCCGGUGACGGACCACACCUUUGAGGACUGCCGUCUCAUGAUCUCUGCGGGGGAGCUGACUCUGCCCAUGGAGGCCGGCCUCGUGGAGUUCACCAAGAUCAGCAGGAAGCUGGAACUGAAAUGGGACAAUAUCCAGAAGGAGCUUGAAAGCUUUGCCUCUAUUGCCAACUCCAACAAGGGUGGCCGCAUCAAGAUCGAAGAGUUUGCAAACUUCCUCAAGCUUCCCAUCAGUCCAGUCCUGCAAGAGCUGUUCGCUCUCUUUGACAGGGAUGGGGACGGCACUAUUGACUUCAGAGAGUAUGUAAUUGGAGUUACAGUUUUGUGCCGACCUGCCAACACAGAAGAGGUCAUUCAAAUGGCUUUUAAGCUCUUUGACACCGAUGAUGACCAAAGCAUCAGCCGAGAGGAAUUUGCUAGUAUGCUGCGCUCUACUUUGGGUGUGUGUGAUCUCAAUGUGACCAAACUCUUCAAAGACGUUGACGCUGAUGGAUCUGGCCACAUCACCUAUACUGAGUUCCGCUCCUUUGCCCUGACGCACCCGCAGUAUGCCAAACUGUUCACCAAUUACCUGGAGCUGCAGCGCUACCAGGCCCUUCAGGGGGACGACACAGACAUAGUGGGCUACUUCUCCUGCGUGCGCUCAGACGAGAGCCAGGAGGAGAGCACCUCCGACAAGAAGGACGACUGAUAGCAGCGGGUGCCUUGGGAGGACGCAGCCCCUGUCUCUAAUGCACUGAACUGAACUGAACUGACUGUCAGAACCACUGGAACUAUAACAGAAUUGGCAUGUGAGGAGAUGCCAAACUGUUGUGAAGAGGUCACUCAGAUUUAUGGAACCCUUUUUUUUUCAAAUCUGCCUUAGGGGGAAAGGCCUUGUGUAGAGACAAGAGGCGCCCCUUCAUAAAUCAAAAUUCAGUACAUCUUAAUUGGGAGUUAGUUCUCAGAGUAAUACCUGGUUUCAGCCAUAGCAAUCAGUGCUUUAACAUAUAAAUGGUACUUACAAAAUGAUCUAUGUUCAAAAUAAAUUUUACUUGCAUAAAUGUAAUCAUGCCUUUAUUCCCCAAACACUUUAUUUGUGUCUUGAGCUAGAUGUUUUUAAGACCACUAAUUUUGAGAGCCUAAAAUUUGUAAUUUUGUACAUUUUAAACAUUGGUAAUUAUACAAAUGCUUUUUUAGAAAAGUACAGGGUUCACACGGUCAUGAAAAUCAUGGGAAAAUCAUGGAAUUCAGAAAAUACAUUGAAACGUUUGCCAAAGUCCUUACAUUUUAUUCUGUUAUAUGUAGGUCUAAUGAAAUCAAUUAUGUUAUUGUUCCAUGGAUGCUGUUUCGUUGUGCGAAUUUCUGCUGCAUGCAGACUAAGUCAAUUCAAGUUCGCCCAACUAGCCUGUUAGAAGAGGAAGGGAAAAGGUUGUUGUUUAAUUUUCAUGCAAUAAUUCGGCCCAACCUGUGGAGUAAAGUACGCAAUUUUGUGUACUUGUAGGUUGUGAAGGGUCAUGAUCAUUUCAUUAAAGGUCCUUGAAAAGUAAUUCAAAAUGUUUUAAAUGUCAAUGAAAAUGGGUGUGAAUCCUGAGAGUAAUUGAUUUUGAGCCCACUGCCCAAAAGGACCUUUGACUUACAUGUCAUCCCAAAGUAAAAUUUGUUUUGGUUUAAUUAAAGCUGGCUUCUGUGUGAACAUGAUAUGGGCAAGUAACUGCAGAUUUACAAGUCUUACAGAUCAUUAUUUUUUACUCUUGCUGCGAAAUGUUCUUCUGAGGAGCAGCUACCCGAAAAAAGCCACUGGAGUUUCUUGCUCUAGAGAUUACCGAGUGUAUGCUGUGUUUCUCACUUUCUCUCUCCGCUCAGGGACUCUGCUCCAGAAAGUCGGCAGUAAUCAAAGGUUUUGCUGUGUAUCUGUUUCUAUUUGCAUUUCUAUUUAAGAACAGUGUUGCUGAGACAGCAGCAUAUCCCUGCAGCUUUUGUAGGCUAAUGCCCAGCAGCUUCAGAAAAAAAUAGGGCAAUUUGUGAGCAAAAAGGCAACAGUACCGACAUACAUGCCGGUAUACCAGGGGGAGGUAGGUUUCAAAUUAAUGUACUGCAUUAUUUACUUAGCCAUGCAGAAGCCAAUUAUAAAUGAUUUUUUGUUAACACAGCACAUUUAGCUUAUUUUGCAAUAAAAUCUUUGAAUUUUUUUCUCC
Messenger RNA from Clupea harengus (Atlantic herring), 3536 nucleotides. It is a transcript of the gene lpcat2, whose product is annotated as lysophosphatidylcholine acyltransferase 2. The record is from RefSeq and is a predicted model, not a curated record. NCBI's taxonomy places the organism in Eukaryota, Metazoa, Chordata, Actinopteri, Clupeiformes, Clupeidae. Gene Ontology annotation, cellular component: endoplasmic reticulum. Gene Ontology annotation, molecular function: lysophosphatidic acid acyltransferase activity; calcium ion binding; 1-acylglycerophosphocholine O-acyltransferase activity.